UCUCACCGGAGAGAAGUCUAGCUAGAUCUCUCCUCUCUCUUCUCUUAUUCUACAUCGAAGUUUGGUUCGUCGCCGGCGGAAGGUCAAAAUCCUCUUCACCAACGUUACAAUGCCGUUUAAGACGGUGAUGGAAGUGGAGCCACCGAGUCUGAUACGUUACUUGAUCGGAUCGGCGGUGAUGAUGAUCGGCGUGGUAUUACCCGUUGGUUACAUGAUGUUCCGCAAUAAGCGCGUCCCCUCCUCGUCCUCUUACUCUAAACAGACAAACAAAGUUUUGAUAUAGAGAGAGACAGAGACUGCGGUUGAGUUCAACUAGAUUGAGAAGGAUGAUGCCUUAUCAACUGAUAUGGACGAUUGUGAGAUUAUGGGGAAUUCUUAUUUUUACAUGGUUGUAAGAGACUCUUAGAUAUGAGAUUCAUGAACCAAGAAAUGUGAGAUUCUUAUUUUUUACUCCGUUAAUGUUCUUGUUUGUUUCUUUGUUAGCUAUUCCAAAGUCUAUUAUGUAACACAGCGUCUUCUAUUUGGUAGAAACAUAAUAUAGAAUUGAGUUUCGUU
This is a messenger RNA of Brassica oleracea var. oleracea, 555 nucleotides long. RefSeq lists its product as uncharacterized. The record is from RefSeq and is a predicted model, not a curated record. Bases 110 to 283 code for a protein of 57 amino acids. Lineage: Eukaryota; Viridiplantae; Streptophyta; Magnoliopsida; Brassicales; Brassicaceae. The transcript has 3 exons. Gene Ontology annotation, cellular component: Golgi apparatus.